GGUCAGUGCACGAAUUUGCUUGCUGAAUAACUAUUGUUAUUAUUAUAAUAUUAUACCUAUCGUCGUUGUAAUCGAAAAACGCCAUCACCAUGAACGGAAAAAUUGUCUUGUGUUUCGCGGUCGUCUUCAUUGGACAGGCCAUGUCAGCUGCAACCGGUACUACUUCUGAAGUCGAAGACAUUAAAAAAGUUGCUGAACAAAUGUUACAAACUUUUAUGUCUGUUGCCAAUCACUUAGUGGGAAUUACCCCUAACUCUGCUGAUGCCCAAAAAUCCAUUGAAAAAGUUAGAACUAUAAUGACUAAAGGAUUCACAGACAUUGAAAUCGAAGCUAAUAGAAUGAAGAUAUCGUGCGCAAAACGCUGACCCGAAAUUGGUGGAAAAUACGGAUUAGAAAAGGAGUUGAAAAAAAAUCUUAGUACUGCCAAAGACAUGUUCGUAGAUAAAGUCGUCAAACCCAUCGGCGAAAAGGUAGAAUUAAAGAAAAUCUCCGAAAACGUUAUCAAAACUACCAAGGAUAUGGAAGCUACCAUGAACCGGGCCAUCGACGGAUUUAAGAAACAAUGAUUGUUUUAAAAUGACGUGUGACUAAUCCAAACAACAAUUUUUAUAUUUUUUU
This is a messenger RNA of Acyrthosiphon pisum (pea aphid), 618 nucleotides long. RefSeq lists its product as uncharacterized. The record is from RefSeq and is a predicted model, not a curated record. NCBI's taxonomy places the organism in Eukaryota, Metazoa, Arthropoda, Insecta, Hemiptera, Aphididae.